Molecule: messenger RNA, 4617 nt
Organism: Plasmodium inui San Antonio 1
Lineage: Eukaryota; Apicomplexa; Aconoidasida; Haemosporida; Plasmodiidae
Exons: 1
Coding region: 1-4617 (1538 amino acids)
Source: RefSeq, a predicted model, not a curated record
AUGAAAGAAGCGGACGAAGGGGAAAAUAACCCCGAGAGGGGGAAAAAGGGAGCGGAUCAGGAGCAGGAGGAAGAAGAACAGGAGGAAGAACAGGGCAGCCAUGAAGUUCGUAAAAACGGAAGAGCAGAAAAGGAUAGUGCCAUCAUGAAUUGUACCCAACAUGAGGACCACUUUAGCACGCCCCCAUAUGAUAGUUACCAACGCAAAGGCGGAAGUGAAUUUAAGCCGAAUGACCUACAGUUGGAGGCACCCCUGGGCGAACCGCGUCUUUACAGAUACCCCUCUGCCGAAGGAGUGGACGAAGCGAACACAAACACACACACAUAUAAGGGUAACUCCAGUUAUAAAGAAGCACAAGGCGGAACAAUAGAAGCAGUUCUGACCGAAGCCCUUCCGAACGAAGCCCUUCCGAACGAAGCCCUUCCAAACGGAGCCAUUCCAAACGAAGCCCUUCCAAACGGAGCCAUUCCAAACGGAGCCAUUCCAACGGAAGCCCCUCACGUGGUGGACAUGAACUGCGACGAUGUGCACUCCAUUGUAGAUUAUUUGAUAUCCGUGGAGAGGGAAGAAUUUAACGAGAAGUGCCCCUCCCCGGGUGGCAGCCAUGAUGACACAGAUGAUGACACCCCUGAUGGCCGAUACGAUGACCCCGACCCCCCCAACGCGUCGACCAAAAACAGCCAAACGGAUCACAUGGACAAGUACGACAUAAAAUACAGGCACAUUUUCAACUCAAUGAUAGAUUACAUUUUUUCCCAUCCUAGUGGUCGUUUUUUGGAAAUAAGCAGUAAGAGGGAGGGGGACGAGGGGGGUAACAGGACUAGCGGUAGGGGUCUGGGCAGGAGAAGACGGGGGGGUAGUGUAUUGCGUAGGAGGAGAAGACCGAUCAGAUGGUACAGUCCCUGCACACAUGGUGGUUCGUCUCACCCCGAUGACUCCUCCGAUAAACGGAUGGAAAGGACAGAAGAGACCACUACCAGCGAGGAGGAAUCCUCAAAAGGAUGUCAGCUAAGUUGGCAGAAAUGCAGCCAUAAUGAUGGAACAUGUGUCCGUGAGGUGGAUCCUCCGAACAGGGGAGAAGAUGUGGCCUCCUCAAACGAUGAAGAAAGAGCAGAGCCAACACAGAGAGGAAGGGGUGUAUUAUACCACUCAGCGGAGGUGCCUUAUGGGAGACCUCAGAUUGUGCAGAAGGAUCAACCAAGUGGGAAGCUCCUUCCAAGUGAGAAACACCUUCCAAGUGGGAAACACCUUCCAAGUGGGAAACACCUUCCAAGUGGGAAGAUCCUUCCAGGUGACAUUAGUGGAAGCCAUUUCAAAAGAGAAAUCGUCGCCAUGGAAGCCUCCUCCGAUUAUGUGAACUCUGGGUGGAGGACAAGAGGUCGGUGGGGAGACCACUCCCAUUCGAAUGACCACCCGAUCGUUAAAGAUGAAGAAGAGAAAGCAAACUCGAGGGAGACACACAACAGUCAAGUGGAGAAGACACACAAAGUACACACUAUAAGGGCAAGGAUAGAGACACUUCAUAAAGGAAUAUUUUCCAGCCUUAAUAAGCUAAGGAGUAAUCACCGUGGAUGUACCGUGGGAGGAGACCCUCAAGGAGAAGACAGAAAGGAUGAAAAUAUCCCCACAGUGGCAAAUAGACCGCGUAGAAAUUCUAUUUUCACCGAUUUCAACUUCGCGGGUCACCUCCCCCUGUACAAUGCCCCCAGUGAGUGGCGAAGUGGAGAAGUGUAUGUACAUCCUCAGGGCGAAAGGAAGAAAAGCGUGAUAAGAAGCGUAGAUAGAAUUAUCUGCACCCUUUUCUCUGAUAGAAGAAAGACUAUCCUCUCAUGUGUGAGCACCGAUCAGGACAUACAUGUUUGGAGCCACGUCCGUUUCGCUGACUUUAAUUUCCCCCACGGAGAUGUCACCCAGGUGGGUCCGUCUUAUCUGGAACCUCCCCCAAGUGGAAAAACCUCCAACGGUUACUCCUCCCUUUUGUGCACUGGCAAAAAGAGCAGGUGUAAAGUGGAGAAGGUUGACCAGGUUGACCAGAUUGACAAGGCUGAUAAGGCUGACCAGAUUGACAAGGCUGAUAAGGCUGACCAGGUUGACGAGAUUUAUUUUCUGGACGAGAUUUACCAAAUGGAGAAAACCCAAUUUUACUUCCACCUCAGGGAGUUCACGAGGCAGCAGUACAAAAUGAAUAUCCUUGGAGAGUAUCUCCAGGUGAAGCAUCUUACUGAAUCGAAUCGGCAUUUGGGGGGAGAUCCCUCCUCCACCCGAGGCGGCAAGUACAACAGCGCUCACUUCACUCGUAGAGAGAUACACAUAAAGCGCUUCGAACUUCUGCAGCGAUAUUAUUUACAAUUUUUAAGCAAGUUCUACUUGGAGGGGGAGACUUCCACGGAGGAAGCAAGCUUGAUCCGGUUGAAGUGGCACAUGUACGGUUUGGACAGAUCCUCCAGCGACUGUGUGGGUCAGCGGCAGGGGCGGGGCCUUUCCUCGUUGGAAGUGUCACAAGUGGAGACCACAAAGGUAGCGUCUUCACGACAUUAUCUCCCUGCUGAUCUUUCGAGACAGUUGGAGGGUAGCCUCUCGGGGUGGCCUCGCUUCCACAGCAGCGACAACGCUGAUCAGGACGUGAAUCAGGAGGUCGCCCCUCACCCCAGAGCCAGUGCCACCGCCAACACCCCGAUGAGUACCAAGGACAUUUCGGAAGCGCGCCAGCUGAGGCUCCUUUACAGGUGCAAAAGGAAGAUAAGACGUUUUUUACGAAGCGGGAGAGUGAACAACCCGGAGAAGCUGCCCCUUAAGAAGAUGAGGAAAAUUGUAAAGUCCUUGUGCGCACUGUGCGCCGUUAGGUAUAGGUCGUUCCUUUCGCAUGAGCUGUUCAGGUUUGUUUCUAAAUCGGGAAGGCGUAUGAAGCGUGUCAAGAAGGAGAAGCGGGAAGGAAUAGAAGGGCAGUUGGAUCGAAAUGAGUGGGAGGAGCUUCCCCACCAGGCGAACCUCCCACGCCCCACCGCGCAAAGGUGGCCAGUAAAAAUAACCCUGAAGAAGAACUUAAAAUCGUGUAGAAAUCUCCAACUGGAGAAGCACUUCAAACUGGAUGACAGGCUUGAGGGGAGUGGCAGAAAUGGGGGGAUGGUCAAGGAGAGCGUGGAGGGGCAGGCUAUGGAGGAGCCCCCAAAUCCACCAGUCCUAGAUGAUCCUAUCGGGUCUACCACCGCACCUCCAAGUGAGGUUCCUCCCCAUCCCAACUCACUCAUCGAAGAGGUGAAAAAAGCGAACAUGAUAAAAAAAGACACAGUCCAAGUGGAAAGGAAAAAGACAGGGGAAAAAUGCGGAAGGGACAUAAAGGGAUCCGACGAGGAUAAGAAGAAGAGAAAGACCCACACAGGCAAAACAGAAAACGAUGAAGAUUUGACGAAGAAAAGGAAGAGGAGGAGUUGCCCCCCCAGUAGAUACCUCCCGGGAGGUGGUAUUAAAACUGACGAAGCGGAUGAACAAAGGAGAAAAAUAAAUACCAGCGCCUACCGUAGUAAGUAUUCCCGGGGCACCACUUCACCCAGUGAGGAGCAACCAAAGCGCAGCAGAUCGGGUUGCAAAACACGUAGGAAGGAAUCCCAAGAAAGGUGCAUUUAUUAUGUUUACGUGAAGGGGCAACUGGGGGUCUAUUUGAGUCCCCAAAUGGAGGUGAUUUAUGAGGGGCGCAAUUUAUUUUUUAAAGGGGACGAUAGGAAGAGGCAACAACCCUUGGACAUGCACUUCGACGAGGUUUUUUCCCGCGUCUUCUUCGGCAAAGUUUUGACGACAUGUGUAGACGAGAUCAGCGUUAGGAAGGUCUCCAUCGGGUCCCCCCAAAGAGGGGGCGGCAGCCAUGAAAGGGGAAAGAGCGAUGGAAUGGGCAGAAACCGUAGUAUCCGUAUCCGUAACAGCUGUAUUAGCAACGCCCGCGGCAGUGGUGACCGUCGCAGCGUCCAAGGAAGACCUCUCUCCGAAGAGACCAGCACCGAUAAAAGGAAAAACUUAAGAAAACGCGUCACCAUAUGGAAAAGCACCACCAGUAACGUCCAGAAGCUGAAGAGAUACCAAAUUGUGACUCUCUUUCAAAUUUUGUACCAACAUUUUUAUAAAUUCUUUUCCAGGCUGAACGUGUGUUCCUUGCUGGGGACGUAUUGCAGUGGCCGUUUUGUGAGUGAGGAGGGGUGGGAUGGACGUGGUGAAAGCACCUCCCAAGUGGGGGAUCCCCCCCCUCGCGAAAUGGACAAAGUGGACGAAUCGGAGGAAGCGCAGAACGCAUAUUACUACCACACCUUUUUGAGGAGAUUCACCCCCCUGAGGGAAAAAAAAACUGCGGUGAUCGCGCCCCAAGACUUCUUCAAAUCUGUUAACAGAAAUUUCAUCCGGACAGUCAUUUAUCAUGUGAAUAAAACGCUGGGUGAUUUUUCUUUUAUUGAAAAAUUGUUCCACGAAUAUGAACAUGUCGAACGGGUGUGUGCAGACAAAAUGGGGAAAGCGUUUUGGGAUUGCUGUGAUGAUGAGGUGACCUUUCGUGAGGAGGAUCGAUAUUAUAACGUCAUUAAGGACCACUUCGUACAAGUCAUUGUCCCCUUUUGCGAGGAAAAUAGGGGUUAG